This is a messenger RNA of Odobenus rosmarus divergens (Pacific walrus), 660 nucleotides long. RefSeq names its product phosphatidylethanolamine-binding protein 4 (gene PEBP4). The record is from RefSeq and is a predicted model, not a curated record. The coding region runs from base 1 to 660 and encodes 219 amino acids. NCBI's taxonomy places the organism in Eukaryota, Metazoa, Chordata, Mammalia, Carnivora, Odobenidae. The transcript is spliced from 6 exons.
AUGCACUGGACAAUGAGGCUGGCCGCGGCAGCCCUGUUUCUGAGUCUCACGAUGGUGGUCACCAGAGACGUGGAGGACUUGUGUUUGUACGAGGCUCUGUCUGACGCCGAUGCUGUCCUCUGCAAGGGACUUGAAGUUUUCUACCCAGAGCUGGGGAACAUUGGCUGCAUGUUUGUUCCUGACUGUAACAACUACAGACAAAAGAUCACCCACUGGGCUGAGCCCCUAGUCAAGUUCCCUGGGGCCUUGGAGGGCACAACCUACAUCCUGGUGAUGGUGGAUCCAGAUGCCCCGAGCAGGUCUUCACCCAAAGCUCAAUUCUGGAGACACUGGCUGGUAACAGAUAUAAAGGGCGCUGAUAUAAAGAAAGGGAAGGUCCAGGGCCAGGAGUUGUCACCCUACCAGCCUCCGUCCCCACCAGUAAAAAGUGGCUUUCACCGCUACCAGUUCUUCGUCUAUCUUCAGGAAAAACAGAACAUCUCUCUCCAUUCCAAAGAAAACAAAACUCGAGGCUCUUGGAAAAUGGACAAAUUCCUGAACCGCUUCCACCUGAGCGAACCUGAAGCAAGCACCCAAUUCAUGACCCAAAAUUACCAGGACUCGCCCAAUUACCAGACCACCGGAGCCGGAAACAGUGAGCCGAAGGAUAAACCCAAGUAG